Messenger RNA from Alnus glutinosa, 2237 nucleotides. Its product is annotated as protein WHAT'S THIS FACTOR 9, mitochondrial. NCBI's taxonomy places the organism in Eukaryota, Viridiplantae, Streptophyta, Magnoliopsida, Fagales, Betulaceae. Bases 163 to 1464 code for a protein of 433 amino acids. The record is from RefSeq and is a predicted model, not a curated record. Gene Ontology annotation, molecular function: RNA binding. The transcript has 2 exons.
UAUUUCUCAAUCUACGGCCACAGUCCCUCCUCUCGAGUCCUCGACCCAUGGCUUCAUGACCUUUUGGAUGUAAUCAUGCACAUAAAAAUUCGCAAUUCUCAAUUAUGAUUUCAAAAUGAAUAUCCUGUGAGGCAUUUUCUCAAACAUCUACGCCGCACAGACAUGACCUUCAAAAUCAAACACUUCCUCUUCUCAAUCCUAAAAUCCCAAAAGCCCACCCCAUCUGAGGGCCCCAACCUUCUUCUUCUUCCUCACCAAUGCCACCAGUGCCGAGGCAUAACCAAGGUCCGUCUCAAAUGGGUCAAGAACCGAGGCCUGGACCACAUCAUCGACACCGAGACUGAUCUCAAGGCCGCAUGCCUCCUCAAGGACGCUAUCAAGCGCUCCCCAAUCGGUUUCCUCACUGCCAAGUCCGUCGCCGAUUGGCAAAAGCUUCUUGGCCUCACCGUCCCCGUUCUCCGCUUCUUGCGCAGGUACCCUACUCUCUUUCACGAAUUCCCUCACACCCGUUACGCCAAUUUUCCUUGCUUUAAGUUAACAGACACUGCAUUAUUGUUAGACUCACAAGAGCAAACUAUUCACCAAGACCGUGAGAGUGAUACUGUGGAGAGGCUCUGUAGAUUGCUUAUGAUGAUGAAAACUAGGACUGUAGAGUUGCAAUCUUUGUAUCCGUUGAAAUGGGAUCUGGGUUUGCCAGAUGAUUUUGCUAAAGUAUUGGUUCCAAAAUACCCGGAUCAUUUUCGAUUCAUUAAGGCCUCGAAUGGGGUCGCGUGCUUGCGACUCGCAGAAUGGCGAGAGGAAUUCGCGGCCUCGGCAUUAGAGAGGAAUAGUGAGAGUAGUAAAUUGGGUCAAGAGUAUAGGCAAUUCAAGAGGGGGCAAACGGCAUUGGCAUUCCCCAUGAGUUUUCCGAGGGGUUAUGGGGCACAGAAGAAGGUGAAGUCAUGGAUGGAGGAGUUUCAGAAGUUACCAUACAUUUCACCGUAUGGGGAUUCUAGAAAUAUUGAUCCUAAUAGUGAUCUUAUGGAGAAACGAGUUGUUGGGGUUUUGCAUGAGAUGUUGAGCUUGACUAUUCACAAAAAGACUAAAAGGAACUACCUCAGAAGCUUGAGGGAGGAACUGAAUCUUCCACAUAAGUUUACUCGAAUAUUUACAAGGUAUCCGGGAAUUUUCUACCUGUCAUUAAAGUGUAAAACAACGACUGUGGCUCUUAGAGAAGGGUACCGCCGGGGAAAACUUGUGGACCCACAUCCUCUUGUGCGUGCCAGGGAGAAGUUUUAUCAUGUUAUGAGAACGGGGCUUCUUUAUCGUGGUAAAGGUAUAAACUUGCUACCUCAGCAAGACAUUUUACUUGAUAUGGAAGAUGAGACAGAACAAGAAGGUUCUGAGGCAGAAGAGAAUGAAGCAGGUGAUGAGUGCUAUGAGGAGGAAAUUUCAGAGGUGGAGGAAGGGUCUGAUGAUGAGUAGUGUUUGUAUGACAGAAUUGAGGUUUACUCAAUGCAAAACAGCAAAACAUGAUCAGUGGCUCAAGGUUGCUCAAACAGCAAGUCAAAUUAUGGAGAUGAUGUAACAAGGGUGCGGAAAAACUUCACCAAGAGGAUAUGUCAAAAGCUAUUCAAGGGAAAUUUGAUAGAAGAGCCAUGGAUCAUAUAAGAAAUUGAAGGUAUACAGCAAGCAGAAAGAAACGGGGCAGUAGUUUAAACUCCAAAUAAUAGUAGAUCCGCGUCCUCUGUUUUGGUAUUGUAACAAUCUCAAGAUUCUCAACUAUUGUUUGAACAAAGAAAUAUUCGAGGAAUUUUGCAGGGUAACAUCAGAAUAGGUUUGAUUCGUGAAGUUUGCAUCUCCUUUGGAAGAAAGUUUUGAUCAUCAUGCUUAUUUGCUCGAAUUUACUUCAUAUCUUGGGAUGAGAAUUCCACUUUCUGUUCAUUGAACCUUUUUCUCUCUUUAAACGUUAACCACCUCUGUAAAUAACGAGAUAUCAAAACGAGUAAUUCCAUCUGACUGCUUCAAUUUUUGGAUGACGGGCAUAUAAUACUUAGCCUCAUCGAAUACACAGCAUAAAUGCGUCCCCCUUCGUUUUUUCCCAUGCACACAUUUAUCUCGACUAACUGCACUAUCCAAGAGUUAAAAUAUAUCCUGCAAUUACGUUUAUUGGCACCAGACGUACCAUUUGGAUAGUCUGACCAACUUGUAUUGGGCCUGCGCUCUGCCAACCUAGCCACCUUUAAACCUCCCCCAUU